Messenger RNA from Trichoderma citrinoviride, 501 nucleotides. RefSeq names its product acyl-CoA N-acyltransferase. Gene Ontology annotation, molecular function: acyltransferase activity, transferring groups other than amino-acyl groups. The record is from RefSeq and is a predicted model, not a curated record. The transcript is spliced from 3 exons. Bases 1 to 501 code for a protein of 166 amino acids. NCBI's taxonomy places the organism in Eukaryota, Fungi, Ascomycota, Sordariomycetes, Hypocreales, Hypocreaceae.
AUGCCUAGCAUAAAGAAGAACAGAAUUCUGCCACUCAUUAUUCGGCGAUAUCUCGUCUCAGAUGCUCCAGCCUUGGCCUUGGCCGCAAACCACGAACAAGUCGCCAGCUACAUGAGCGAUCGCUUCGCCAGUCCAUACACAACUGCCGACGCCGAAAAGUUCAUACAGCAGACUUUCCACGACGACGAUACAGCGACAUACCCACAUGGAGCAGCAAUAUUAUUGAAGCCCGGAUUCCCAGGAAACUCUUCAGCGACAGAUGCGCUACUCAUAGGUGGAAUUGGCACUCAUGCGUUGACAGAUAUCCUGUACAGGACGUGGGACUUGGGGUACUACCUCUCGCCGUCAGUGUGGCGACAGGGCUACGGAACAGAGGCGCUGAAAGCAUUCACCAGAUGGGCGUUUGAGACGUGGCCAACGCUGAACCGCAUACAGGCUCAUGUGUAUGAGAGCAAUACCGCGAGCCAGAAGUUGCUGCAGAAGUGCGGCUUUUCGGUUUGA